AUGUCCAACGUUGAUUACGAUGCUUAUGAUGAAGAGGAAGAUUCUUGGGUAAUUUAUAAACUUUCUGAAGUUGUAUUGAAGCUCGUACCUAAAAAAUACAUUAAAGAGUUAUUCAAAAUGGUAGCAAGUGAAGAGGAAAUAGAACCAGACAUUUAUUAUGUUUACAGUUUUAUAUAUUAUGUGCUAACUUUCAAAAUUAAAGUACCUAUUAAAAGAGUUUUAUGGAAGUUUCAAAAUGUUAUGUUUUUUAGUAGAUAUAAGACACAAUUAUGCUUCAAAAUAAUUAAGAAUUCAGAUUUGAUAAAGAGUAUCACCAAAGUAAUUCAUCAUGUUAAAUCAUCUUUCAAUAAAUUAGCAUCCAAUUUGAAUUUAAUUAAAGCUCCCCAAACUAAAGAGCCUUGUACUCAAUUCACAGCAUGUUUUCCAAUUGAAGUUUGGUAUUUAUUAGUCAAAGAUUAUAAUGUGAAUGCUGGUAAUCUUGUGAGAGUUAACAAACAACUUUGUGACUUCUUUGCCCCAGUUGUUUACAAAUCUAUUCACAUGGAUAUUACCAUUGGUUCAAUUGAUACACUUCAAACAUUUUAUCCUCAUUAUUGCAAUUUUGGCUCAACAUAUUUAUUUCAACCUUCUAGUCCCUAUAAGAUGUACAAAAUGCUUCAUGAUAGCCAAAACUUCCAAUAUGAAUUCAUAGACCUUAUACAUACAAGUUCUUCUAAUGAUAACGCAGAUAAUGUUUCAACAAGAUAUAUUAGAAACUUCAAAGAUGUUAAAAAUGUAUUUGAAAACACUAUAUCUAAUCCAAACUCAUUAUUUAAAGAUUUCGUUAAAGAAUUAACUACUUCUAUAUGUUUUCUUGAUGGGUUUGACAAAUUUACCAGGGAAGGAUCCAAUUUUGCUCAAACAAUCCAAAGUCUUUCUAACAAGACAGAGCUUAAUGUUUUAGCUAGUGAUCUCAAUGCUUUUGAUACUUUUGAACUUGAUGAAGACUAUGAAUAUUAUAUUCGAAGAGGAAUAGACUUUGAUUUAGAGACUCUUUACUGGACAAUUGGUGAUUUUACUGUCAGAUGGUAUCCAUACAUCAAAGAAACUCUCCCUGAGAGUGAAUUUUACAGGGAACUUACUCUUCCAGGAAUCGUUCAGGACGAUUUUAAAAAAGAUUCGAAAUAUAGAUAUCAAAUAUUUAAUGCGAAGAGCAUAGAGGACAUUGAAAGUUCGAACCCCUUCCAAAGAUGGAAUGAAGAAUUGCAACUCAACUCAAGAAGAUCUCAUCGUGAGAAUAACAUUCACUUCAAAGGAGCUGGAUCUAUCAAGUUACAAAAUCGCAGUUUUUUCAGUGAAGUUGAUUCACAACAUUUUCUAUCAAACUUUGUUCAAAGUAUUGCAUCUAUGAACAUGAAAAAAACUUCAAAGACGUCUACCUUGAUUUUUGGCUCACAUGACAUUGAAACUAAUUAUACGGACGAUACAGAAGAGGAAAGAAGGCAAAAUAUUCAAUUCUCAAUAACACCACAUAUGAUAAUAAUCAAUGGGAGUUAG
Molecule: messenger RNA, 1536 nt
Organism: Hansenula ciferrii
Lineage: Eukaryota; Fungi; Ascomycota; Saccharomycetes; Phaffomycetales; Wickerhamomycetaceae
Exons: 1
Coding region: 1-1536 (511 amino acids)
Source: RefSeq, a predicted model, not a curated record